AUGCUUCUCACGGCCUGCGAAAAUGAGACGCACAUCGACCUUAUCGUGAAUGCGCUGAAGGCCCUGAUUCCUUUCGCAUGCUCCGAUGAGUUCCGGCCACAGCUAGGCAUGGAUGGCGGCUUGGACACCUUUUCGGCUUUCAUGUUUUCCGACCAGCUGCAACUGCAGCAGCUGGGAGUCUACUUGCUGCAGAACCUUCUGGAGUUUCGGGAGAAUCGCCGCAUCUUCCUCGGCCUGUCUGAGGAAAGGAAGUGUGAGGAAGACUACCUGGAUAGCCUGCUGCGAUUGCUGCCCAGGGUCAGCACCGGCCAGCCGAACCGUAUCAAAGCAAUGAAGAAAGAUGGGAAGGACAAGAGCGACCCAGAACCAAUCCUGACGAAGCACGACCCCUUCGUCCUCAGGUGCUGCAUCCACUGCAUCGCCCUGCUGAGCUUGGAGCACCACUUGGGGAGCUUCCAGCGCUUUGUGGAUCUGGGGCUCAACAAGCUACUCUUCGACCUUUUCUACUCCGAGCAGAUCGACAAGUCCUCGGGAGAGGCAGUUGUCCUUUUCUUCGCCAACAUCUUGCACAGCUCGAAGCAGAUCCAGGCACAGGUCAUGAAGGGGGCGGAUGUGGUGCAGCUGCUGCUUUCGGCGAGGGAUAUGCUCUUCUCGCCGCACACGGUGUCGCGCUGUCUGUCCGCACUUCUGUGUAUCUCGCGGGUGCCCGACUUCAAGAGGGUCGUCCUCAGCCACCUGGACUUGCUGAUGGCAGACAUCAAUGCAAAUCUCAAUGCCGAGGCUCCGGCCGGUCACUUCAGCAAUGCGACAGGAGCGUGA
Molecule: messenger RNA, 819 nt
Organism: Symbiodinium sp. CCMP2456
Lineage: Eukaryota; Dinophyceae; Suessiales; Symbiodiniaceae
Source: the annotation of a GenBank genome assembly